Messenger RNA from Lytechinus variegatus (green sea urchin), 1710 nucleotides. Its product is annotated as tyrosine-protein kinase receptor Tie-2-like. The transcript is spliced from 10 exons. The record is from RefSeq and is a predicted model, not a curated record. Lineage: Eukaryota; Metazoa; Echinodermata; Echinoidea; Temnopleuroida; Toxopneustidae. Gene Ontology annotation, molecular function: protein binding. The coding region runs from base 1 to 1710 and encodes 569 amino acids.
AUGGUGGCUGUUACACUGACACUGAAUUUAUAUGGAGCUUGUGUUGGUGUUUAUAUAUCUACUACCAGUCGAGGAUACACGAGCGCAGAGACUGGUCAACCUUUCUUCGACUGCUUCAGAAGUGCUCCUGAUUUGCAAGCCAAGGUGGGAGUAGACAGAUACGUCUAUACAUACAAUAGCAUAGUUAACCCUGCUAAUGGAUUGCCUCCACUCCCUACCUUCUACAGGGCUGGUAAUCCAUCAACUGAAGUCUACCGAAUAAACCUUCACACAAGUUAUCACAGAUCGUAUGGUGUCUUCUACUGCUCUGCGGCGCUUGAUGGAGAAUACUCCGCUGUUCCAACAAUCUUCCUGAGAUCCGAUGCUAAAUUUGUACCUCGCAGGGGCAGGUUUACCAAGACAGUCAACAGAGGUGACGUGGAUGUGACUGUUGAGUUUACUGAGGUCACUCCGAGUGACACCAGCAAAGAAUGGAGGUUUAAUGGUACCACCGUCGCAAUGGAUACCAUUUCUCAUAAUAUAAACCCUCGAAUGCGAAAGCGGCCAGUGUAUACAAUCAAAGGAAAAGUGAAUACGUCAUAUUCAGGGGUUUACGAGAUUCAUGUACCGGGUCAAAGAUCACAAGCAAGGGCUGGACUACAAAGACUAAUUGUUAGAGCAUGCCCAGCUGGGCGCUAUAAUGAAUCGAGUGGUUGCACCCAGUUCUGCUCAUCAUGUUAUAAUGGAGGAAUAUGCCACGAUCAAACCGGGGAAUGUAUCUGUCCUCCAGGAUUUCAGGGCUAUUCAUGUGAAAUAGCAUGCGGUGGAAAUCGCUUUGGUCGUAACUGUGAGUACCGAUGUGACUACGAUCUGUCAGAUGAUAAGACGGCAUGUAGUGGUCUUCAGGUUUGUGUACCUGAUCCCUAUGGCUGUUCAUGUACACCAGGAUAUAAAGGAUUAAACUGUACUACAGAAUGUGAUAGAGGAGAGUUCGGAGCUAGUUGUAGUGAGACAUGUCACUGCGUUUCAGGAGAAUGUGAUCGGUUUACGGGGGUCUGUACUGGAAGAUCUUCUAAUUGCCUCUCACCAUGGACAGGGACAAACUGCCAAGGUCAGCAAGGUGCCCCUCCUCCAUCAGAAAUAGAAGCUGAAAGCGUCUCUUCAGUUAUAAUCGUGACAUGGAAUGCAUCUCAUCCACUGCAUCUUAACGGCCAUAUAACGGGAUACACUAUUGACUACAAGAAGAUAUCACCCAUCCAUGAAGGUGCUCAUUCUAAGGUUAUUAAAACAGCCCAGACCACCAACAUCAUGUAUGUGAUAGAUGGAGUCAAAGAAGGAGAGGAAUAUGAGAUACAGGUAAAUACAGUCAAUGUGUUAGGCCCGGGUAAAUGGUCAGAAACUCUUCGGAUCAAAGUCUUAGAAUAUAGACCUAGAAAUCAUGCUAAAAAGAACAUUGCAGCUGCUCUCAUCUCAUCAUGCAUGAUCUUAGUCAUCCUCGGCUUUCUUCUUUGGAAAAGAGGCCAAUGUCAUCGUACUCCUCGUACGGAAACGGAUGACGAAAACUAUGAUAAGUGUGCUACAGGCAUUUCCGAUUCGUAUAUGGAGCUCUAUGAACGACCAAGCAAUGGUACAGGUGCUUAUCAGGACCUUGACAGGAAAAAGAUACAGGGAAUCGAGGCUGAAUAUAGCUACGUGGCUAUGUCAGACGUCUCUUGGGGAGGAAUGCAGUAA